AUGUCAGGCGAUAUCAGGGCUGCAGUGUCUGCGCUGCAGAAGGCAACGAAAAGGCAGCGGAAGAAAGACAUCCUGGCCGGCGUCGAGAGCUUGCAGGCUUCCCUGCCGCUACUGGAUUUGUCGAGUCCCAGCGAUGCGUCUCUCCGAAAGCUCUUAGAGCACUUACGUGCACCUCUACUCCCAUUGUAUGCAGACCACACGGAAGCAAUGCUCGACUACUGCCGCGCGGUGCUCGUCUACAUCAGCGACAAGAAGAUCGGGGCCUUCACCGGACCAGGGAAGGAUGAAUUGAGGGAAUCGUGGGAGCCAGUGCUGGACUCCUUACUGAAUGGUGUCAUCGAUUUCUUGGAGAACAGCACGAAGAAGACAGACGGCAAGUACCAGAUCAAGGCUGCUAUAGGCGACAAGCUGUACUCCACACUUUGUCGGUUAUACUUCCCGGACGAGAAGGACGACAUCGUUACUGCAGGGCCCAGCUUGCUGUCUGCGGUGUAUAUGCUGAUGAGUGACGCGGCGAUAAGGCAUUCGGACAACAGACGUCGGCUGCGCUCGUCUGAAUUCCUAGGACCGAAACGUAUCGGCUGGAUGUUGGCGCAGACGAAGGAAUUCGUUGUGAUCGAACACCUGCUCGAAGUCUUCGCCACGGCCCUACCAUCGUCCAAGGAUCAAGGUGGACAGACGCGUCAAAAGUACAUCGAGGACGUGUUCGACCCCGCUCUCUUCCGCUGUCAUGACGAAGCGAUCAACAUAUUGGCGAAUAUGCGUUCCGCAGAUUGGAGCGAGACGUCGCCGCAUAUCAUGGCAACUCUUGCCGAAGGCAGCCUGACCUAUCCUCAACCGUUUGACGUCUCUGGCUUUCUCGUGGGUGACGCGACGGAGCAGCUGGACCACGGCAAGUUGUAUGUCGACGACAAGGGGUUCUAUGCGAACGUCGAACAGGAUGAUGCCUUCGACCACCUCCGCGCACCCUAUCGAACGGUCGUCGACAUCCGCAUCACGUCGACCAAGGAUAACGCGAAUAGCGUCCGCGUCGCUCUGCAAACCCCUCCGCUGCUCGGCAAGGAGCCUUACUCGAUGGAGAAAGCAGGCAGCAGGUUCGACCUCAAGUUCAGGAUCAAGGCGAGGGAUGCGGAUAGGUUCAAGAAGGCGCUGAAAGCGCGCGGUUUGGCAAGUGUUCAUUUGAUGGGGAACAAGGUUCUUGCUGCUGACAAGCGGAUGUCGACUGCUACAAUCGUCGUCGAGUUCGACAAGGAUAUAGAGGAGCCUAUGCCAUCUACGCAGAGCAAAGUCAAGAUGGUCGAGGAAGUUUGGAACAGUUCCACCGUCGACGGCGCGAUCGUGAUAGAGCCCACUUCGCCGCUCAUGAACGAGUCCGACGAGCCGCUGCCUUUGCCGCCACCGCCAACGAAGUCGAUCGCGCAGCCUCCGCCAAAGCCAAUGUCGCAUCUUCCUCCCGAGUCGAGCGCGCCUUCUCCCCCGAGAUCGACUGCUCCGACAAAGGCGACCCGCCCGAAGCCGAGGGCCAAGCCCGCGCGCCGGGAGGAGGGCGAGUCGGACAAGGAUCCCUUCAUCAUCAAUCGCAAGCGAAUGCGCGUGCCGGACUCGGAGGAUGAUGAUGAGGUGGCCGAGGCAAAGAAGUCGAGGACGGAUGCUACUGAGGGUGUGACUGCGAAGCAGAGGGAGGCGAAGGGGAAUGCGGUGAAGGAAGGCGUGAAGGCGAAGAAUGCAAAAGCGGCGAUCAAUACGAAAGAGGCCAGCAAAGGCCCGCUGCGGGACAAGAAACGGCCUCCGCCCGAGAGCGACAUACAGGCGCCUGCGUCAACCGAAGAGCCCACUCCUCCCGCCAAGCGUACGCGACUUUCUGCCAAAGAUGCUCCUGCAGGCAAGGAGAACCCGGCAAAUGGAAAGACGAUCAACCGCUCGAAGACGGCGAUGCGCGAGAUCUUUACCGCUCACAAGCCUGACAAGCCGAUCCGCGUAGCUAAGCGCUACGGUAAGGCUGGGCGAUCGUCGAGUCCUGGGCGCAAGAGCGGCAGAGCGUCGAGCCCGGCGCAGACGGCCACGACCGCACACCCCACGAGCGACUUUGACUUCAUUCCGGGCAGUGAGGCGACGACGAAGAAGCCUGCGGUGAAGGAGGCGAUGAAGAAGAAGGAGGCGGCGACCAAGGCGAAGGCUGGUAAAUUGGCGAAGGAAAAUAAGGCGAAGGCGACGUUGGGGAGCAAAGCGAAAGCGGCGGCGGAGAGCAAGGCGAAGACUGAGAAGAAGAUGGAGGCGAAGAAGAAGGUUGCGGCGACGAUGAAGGAGAAGGAGCCCUCUUCGACGUCCGCUCUUUCGUCUGAUCCCAUUGAAGAUGACGAAGUCGUCAAACCCGCGAAGGGUAGGGACUCUACCAUCGCUCCUGUCAGGAAGGGCGUUAGCGCUACAAAGACGGCCGAAGCUGCCCCUGCGCGACGUGCUCUGCGCGAUGAAGAUGCGGAGGAGUCUGACAACUUUGAUGAGAUUCCGAAGAAGACCUCAGUUAUGAAAGUCGCCAAGACGCCCUGGGAGGACGUCAAGUCGAAGCUAAGGACUCCGGCGAAAUCCAAGGACAAGUCGAGGACCUCGAAGCUUCUCGCUGCUAUGAACAACAACCUAUCGUCGCCUAUCUUCGGCGGCUUCGACGAACCCUUGACACCGAUUGACGAGUCCGAUACGGAGGCCUACGUGAACUUCGUCCAGGAUUUGCCCCUUGCUACUACUUCCGAUGCUGAUCUCGCUUCCUCUCGCGCCUUGGACUCGGCUGCUGACUCCCGCUCACCUGUGCAUAUUGACCUUACGACUGACACUCCACGGACUACCAAGGCUGAAAAGAGCAAAACGCGAGCGUCAAGCGCCUCAACUCACCGACGUGCUUUCGAGACAACUGAUGACAAGCCUGCGCCUACUACGUCUACCGAUGUUCUCAAAGAUUCUCGACGCUCGACCGCCAACCGUUCCGCUCCGAAGACUCAGGAGGGUCCUGCAACCCACGCGAAGGAGACGAUCACGAAAGCGCUUUCUUCCGCCGUUCGCCCUCAGUCACACAUCAAGACCUCGCUUCCUGUUUACAGUCACGAACUCGCUCGCUCGUCCGAUGUCGAUGAACUUCGCGCAGACAAACACGACGCUCCUCACUCGCGAACCACCAAGCAGCAAGUCAAACCAGUUGACAUCGUUUCUACCGAUGCUAUGCCUCCUCCGCGGAUGCCUGUUCGUUCUAAGAUACCGGAAAAUAAUGUCUUCGCCUCGUCUUCUCCGCAUCGCCUGGACCGCCGUACGUCUGGAAGCACGACCCUCGUCAACGACUCUGCUCGAACCUUGCAUUCUAUCUUGCGCUCUACGGGUAUCUCGAACAGCGCUAAGCGUCUGGCUGGCUCUGGCUUGUCGACUUCGAAGAAUACGAAGGCUGGGAUGUGGCCGGGUACCCCCUCCCCGCCUGAAAACCUGCAGCGUCGAAAGUCUCACGAGGCAGGUCGGAUGGCUCGACGCGACUACAUCGUGCCUGGGACGCCAGCUGUGCGCGCAUCUCCCUUGGUGGAGAAGGCUACACGAGACGUACUUUUACCGCGUUCGGGCAAGCCGUACAUUAGGCCUGAGACUACCAAAUCACGGACGUACGCUGGUAUCGAGGAUAUCAUCGAGGUGUUGAACGAUAUACACGAAGUCAUCAUUGACAAGGUAUCGGGCCGCUUCGUCAACGUUAAGAAAGACGUCCGCCUCGGCAGGUACGCAAUGCUCAAGGACGCUGCCGACGACUUCCGUGCUAUGCAACAAGAGAGCCGCGAGCAUUACGAGGCAAUCUUUGGUUUGCAGGAGGAGUAUGCGGACCACUGUCGUACGAUGGUUGACAGUUGGGGUGGCUUGCAUCAGGCUGGACGUGACUUGACGAAGGGCAUCGCGGGGGUGGUCCAGCGCCAUGACCGCGGCAGCUUGGUGGUGAAGUUUCCGACAUCCCUGGUUCCGGCUCUGCCGGCGUCCUUGAAAUCGUAG
This is a messenger RNA of Schizophyllum commune H4-8, 4011 nucleotides long. RefSeq lists its product as uncharacterized. The transcript is spliced from 19 exons. Bases 1 to 4011 code for a protein of 1336 amino acids. NCBI's taxonomy places the organism in Eukaryota, Fungi, Basidiomycota, Agaricomycetes, Agaricales, Schizophyllaceae. The record is from RefSeq and is a predicted model, not a curated record.